Daktulosphaira vitifoliae (grape phylloxera) is the source of this 4422-nucleotide messenger RNA. RefSeq names its product dynein regulatory complex protein 1-like. Bases 841 to 3375 code for a protein of 844 amino acids. NCBI's taxonomy places the organism in Eukaryota, Metazoa, Arthropoda, Insecta, Hemiptera, Phylloxeridae. The transcript has 15 exons. Gene Ontology annotation, biological process: axonemal dynein complex assembly; regulation of cilium movement; cilium-dependent cell motility. The record is from RefSeq and is a predicted model, not a curated record. Gene Ontology annotation, cellular component: axonemal dynein complex; axoneme.
AAGUAAUAACUGAAUAUUUCGUUUUUUGAGAAAUGUAAACAAUAUUUAAUUAUAUUUCAAUGUCAUAGUACAGUAACCUCAGUCCGCGCACAAUGCAAAUUAGUAGCGUGUCAGACUAUCGAACUUGGCCACAAUACUCUGUAGUGAGCUUGCCAAAACUAUUUUUGGUAUUGACCCCGUAAAACAAAAACAAUUUAAAGGGAAACAAACAAUUUUAUGCAUAAAAAAAUUUGCUAAUUAUUAAAAUAGCUAACUAUAAACAACCUGAAACAAAAUAUUUAUUUAUAUAAAAAAAAAUUUACAAUAACAAUACAUUCAUUCAGAUGAGUUAACAAAAAAUAAUGAGCUAACUAAAAUAAAUACUCAAAGAAUAGUUAUAUGAAUGAAAUACAUCAAUUAACCUAAGUGCCUGGUUAAUUACCACAAACGAAUGAGUAAUUAUCAGGCCUCAAUUAACCACUAAAUUGUUUUAUGGUUCCAAAAUGUAUAUAUUAUCUCUUACAUUUAAUUAAUGUUUUAUUUGUUACCGUAAUUCAAAUAAAUAAAUAAUUUAAACGUCAUGUUAUAUUAUUGUUGUAUCAAUACAGCAUAUUGCCGUUAAUGUUCCCUUGGAGAUCUUCUGAAUAAACAACAUUUUAGGGGUCAGCUAAUCAUAUAUUCCCCGUAUAUUUUUGAGAUUAUUAUUAUUAUUAUUAAAUAUGAAUUCUAGACAAAAUUGCUUGUGUACAAAAUUUUUGUGUAAUCAUAUAUCGAAUAAAAUAUUUUAACAAUAAAGUAAAUAAUCAAUAAAUAUUUUUAAUAAGUUCUGUUAUAGUAGAUUAAAUUUACAUACACAAGAAAAUGAAUGUAUUGAAACCUAAUGAAAAUAGCCGGUUGAUUUUGCACAAUGAAGAUAAUCAAACAAUUAUCGACAUACCGAGUCCAGUAAAAAAACAACUAGAAUCUAGUGGAUUCGAACUUUUCGAAUACAUGGAAGAAUGUUCACAGUUAGUCACAAAUGUAUUACUCGCCAGUGAUAACCGCGAAAAUAACAGAAGAGAAACAGACAAAAUUGAAAGAGAUAAAAGAUUAAAAGCAAUAGAAGAUGAAUCAAUAGAAGCGGCCACGAAAUUUAAAGAGAUCUGUGAAUUAUGGCCAGUGAUACUAGACAAAAAUGAUGCGUUAGACAUUUAUAAACAGUCAGAAUUACAAAAAAGCAGAGGAAAUAAUCUUAUUGAACAAAAAAAUGAGAUGAUCAAUAAAUUAAAACUAGAAUUAGCUGAAUCGGAUUCUAGAUUUUUACAAGAACAAUAUGCUCAGAGCGAAGAUAUAAGAAUUUUACAAGAGAGAAUUGAAAACCAAGUCAAGUUUAUUAGAAAACAGUAUAAAAACCACAUCGAUUAUAUUAGAUCUUCUAUUGAAGAACAGAGGAAAAAAUUUAUUGAUAAAUCAAAUUAUAAUUGGGACGAUUUUUAUGAUAAAAUUGUAGUAAGUGAAAUAAAUUCAAUUGAUGAACGCUUAGCUAUGAUUGACAAAAAAGAAGACAAUAUAAUAAGACAAUUUGAGAUUAACGAAGAAUGUGUUCGAACGUUGAAAUCCGAAUUGAACACCGAAUUACAUCUCAUACAGAGAGAAUUUGAAUUGAUAAAAAUGAAAUGCUUAGAAAAUGUGGAAAAACUUAAUUAUAACUAUCAGGUUCUAAAACGAAGGGAAGAAGAAAUUGCUUGUGCUAAGGCUGCCCAGAGAAGAAAAAUUAAUAAGCUACAAGAUGUGCUGUCGAUUAAAAGAAAAUUAGUAAGAGAUACAAAAACUGAGUUCCAAGAUAAACUGAAAAUACUUUAUGAGCAUAUAGAAAAACUUAAAGAAGACAUUCAACGCUACGAAAACAAAACAGAAAGAUUUUCAGAAGUCCAAGAAAAUACAUAUAAAGAACUGUGGAAUUAUUCUCAAGAACAAAUGAAUUCUCAUCUAAAAAGGAUUUUCGAAAUCGACCGAUUUAUCCACGAAAAAUACCUAUUAGUUACAUGGCAACCUCCACCCAAGUUAAUGUACUCGAGUUUUACAGAGCUUCCUUCUUACAAAAACAACUUUAUAACAGACAGAGUUAAAAGAGACAAAGUUAUUAAAAAAGAUGACAUAGUUGACUUUUCCAUUUCACCCUACAGUCGUUACAGGGAACAGGCCUUUUUGAAUUUAAUAAUGGAAAAGACAUUGGACAAUGCUUCAUUUUUAUUAGACGAUCAACUUCUCGAUAUAAUCAAUACACAUUCGGAGAAAAAUCUUUCCCUAUUAUUCAAUAUCUUGGCCACGUGUGGUAUCAAAACCACAAUUACAUGGAACCAAAUGCUUUUUAAUGUGCGAGAACAGGUGAUAUGCGACAUUUGCCAAAAACCUGUAACAUGGCACAAACCCGAGACAUUACAGUCAAUAGAUAAAAGCAAAAUGGAAUAUCAAUUAGAAAAUCAAAUAAUUGGCAAACUAAUAGAAUUUACGCAAAAUCAUUCUAAAAAUAUUGAAAACAUUUUAGCUUCUAAUGAAGACAGUGUUAUAAAAUCACAGCAAAGAAAAAUUUCUGAAACUGGACUGCUACACUAUUUUAAAUCAUUUGAUUACGCCAAAGCCGAUUCAGACGUUUCUUUACUUACAAGAUCAUUGUCUCUUAUGGAUUAUGGUCAAAUGCUAAGUGAAAACAAAUCUAUAACUACUUUAAAAUCACAAGAUUCUCGACCUUUAAUUACAGCAAUUGAUAAGUCUACAAGCAAUUAUGAUACGGAGUCUUAUGAAAAUGAUGAAAGAGUGUCAAUUACACAAUCACAACAAAACAUUAAAAUCAAUCCUAGAGAGCUUGAAAAUACUGAGAAUGAAUUAAAUUUUCGAUGCAAUAAUCUCACACAUCCACUUUCGAUUUCAAACAUAGAUUACCUGCGAGCUCUUAAAAAAACGAUAGAUAGCAUAAAAAAAAAAAAUAAUAAUCAUAAUCAGCAAUAUAGAACUGAAUACUUUUUCAAAAAUGUAUUAAGCAUAGAUGACAUAGAAAAAUAUUGGAAACAGUAUCUAAACGUUUUUCCUGAUGAAAACAUUAAACUAUGGGAUAAUUUUGAGAAUGCAAUAAAAUUAUACUAUCAAGCAUUAUAUUCUUAUAAUAGGAAGAGAAAUGAAGUAGAAAAAAUCGAAAUUGAAAACAAGGAGUUAAAGAAAAUAUUGAGCACAUUUAUGGAUUCAGAAAAAAAUGAUAAUGGUUUUCAAAAAAUGUUUGCUCCAAAAAUAUUAAAACAAACAACUGUAACAAAGUUAAAUUCCAAGCCAAAUAAUGAGAACACAGUAACCAUCUAUGGGACUCAAGUUGAUAUAAUAUCAGCAGACAAAAAGAACCAAAAGAAAAAUACACAAAAAUAAUAGAACUAUUAGUUACAAACUACCGUAAUAAGAAAAAAUGUAGAAGUAAUGCACAUAUCUCUAGUACCCAAUGACUAUAGCACAGUGUCUGAAAUCAAUUAACUUAUAUCAACCGAUGUAAAACAAAUAAAUUUGAAAUUAUUUCUUUUGUUUUUAAAUUUACAAAAAAUUAGGAGUGCAAUGGGGAAUUAACAUGGUUUAAAUAUAAAAUAUAUCAAAAUACAGUCGAACUUGGUUAUCUCGAACUUCUUUAACUCGAAAUCGUCGAUACCUCGAACUUUUACUCCGGUCCCUAGAAUUUCCUAUUUAAACAAUGUAAAAAAAUCUUGUUUAACUCGAAUAUUUUCAUGGAUAACUCGAAGUUUUGAGUUUUAUUAAUACAUAUGUUUUUGUAUAAAAUUUCCCUCAUUUAUCUAUAAAGGUCAUUACUCAUUAGUCAUUAAUGUUAUCGUUACCGAUAAGUUGUUUAUCUACGGUUUACGACGACGACGACUGGACGAUUCACUACAAACGCUGCAAUCAACAGCAAAACUCAAACAAAAAUAAAUACCUUUUUUAAAUAAUUUUUUAACCUCAUUUUUGUUUAUAUGUACAUACAUUACCUACCUUUUUAAAAUUACAUAUACAUACAUACUAAUUUUUAUUGCACAUUUCAUAUUUUAUUUAUAAUAAACACAGGAAUUAAUAUACAGACAUACAGUACUGUUUUAAAAUUUUUUUUUGGAUAACUCGAACUUUUACUCCGGUCCUUUCAACUUCGAGUUAACCAAGUUCGACUGUAUAUAGAGUGACUCACGAUUUUUUAAUAAAUCUUUUAUAGUAGAUUAAGAAAACAUUAUUAAUUUUCAGUAGUAAAUUUUCUAUAGCAUUUUGAAGUUUAUAAGAAUCUAAAUUUUCAUGUGUUUAUUUUACAAUAUCAAAUAUUAAAAAUGUUUUCAUAGAAAACUUUUAAUAAUAUGUAUUUAAUAUAAAAAUAUACUUUACUUCUAUUUUCGUCUUUAGAUAAACUAAUUUUGACAUUGUAAAAUAAACAUAAAAAUAAUCAAA